AGUUCAUCUUCCACACGGGCUGCUGCCCAGAGCAGGUAGGCAGGUAUGGGAUGGGGGUGAGAGUGCCCUGGGCCCUGGUAGUUCUAGUUAAUCAGCUUCCAAAGCAAGGCCCCAAGGAAUAGCAGUGGAUUUGGGCUGGAGCUGCGUCUCUUGUCCGCAGCAGUUCAGGAUCUGGUUAUCCCUAGCCCUGCAGGCUGAAGAGGAGCUUGAGGAAGCCUCAUGCAUGAAGGGACACAGAUCUCAGUUCUAUCUUGUCCAACUCUAGCCUGGCUUUGCCCAUGUACUGCUCAGUUCUGCAGGGGGUGGGGUGUACUUUUCUGCUCUGCAGGCUCCUACCCCCUUGUCCACUGACGCAGGGUGAAGGCUGGGGUGUGUGAGACCAGAGUGGAAGGGAGGUUGUCUGGAGAACUAAACGACAGCCCUGGGGGCAACUCUUGUGACUUCCUGCCCCAGGCUCCCAGCACCAUGACGGUUUCAUAUACUCUCAAAGUGGCGGAGGCCCGCUUCGGAGGUUUCUCUGGCCUGCUUCUCCGCUGGAGGGGAAGCAUCUACAAGCUCCUCUACAAGGAAUUCCUCCUCUUCGGGGCCUUGUACGCUGUGCUUAGCAUCACCUACCGGCUGCUGCUGACCCAGGAGCAGAGGUACGUGUAUGCUCAGGUGGCCCGGUACUGCAACCGCUCAGCAGACCUCAUUCCCUUGUCCUUUGUAUUGGGUUUCUAUGUGACUCUUGUGGUGAACCGCUGGUGGUCCCAGUACACAAGCAUCCCGCUGCCAGACCAGCUGAUGUGCGUCAUCUCGGCUAGCGUGCACGGCGUGGACCAGCGGGGCCGCCUGCUGCGCCGCACCCUCAUCCGCUACGCGAACCUGGCGUCCGUGCUGGUGCUGCGCUCGGUCAGCACCCGCGUGCUUAAGCGCUUCCCCACCAUGGAGCACGUGGUGGACGCAGGUUUCAUGUCCCAGGAAGAGAGGAAAAAGUUUGAGAGCCUGAAAUCCGACUUCAACAAGUACUGGGUCCCCUGCGUCUGGUUCACCAACCUGGCGGCCCAGGCCCGGAGGGACGGGCGAAUACGUGACGAUAUCGCUCUCUGUCUACUUUUGGAAGAGUUGAACAAGUACCGAGCCAAGUGCAGCAUGCUAUUCCACUAUGACUGGAUCAGCAUCCCCCUCGUCUACACCCAAGUGGUGACCAUAGCCGUCUACUCUUUCUUUGCCCUCUCCCUGGUUGGCCGCCAGUUUGUGGAGCCAGAGGCAGGGGCUGCCAAACCUCAGAAGCUUCUGAAGCCAGGCCAGGAGCCAGCCCCAGCCCUGGGAGACCCGGACAUGUACGUGCCUCUCACCACUCUGCUGCAGUUCUUCUUCUAUGCUGGCUGGCUCAAGGUGGCUGAACAGAUCAUCAACCCAUUUGGUGAGGAUGAUGACGACUUUGAGACAAAUCAGCUCAUAGACCGCAACUUGCAGGUGUCCCUGCUAUCCGUGGACGAAAUGUAUCAGAACCUUCCCCCCGCUGAGAAGGACCAGUACUGGGAUGAGGACCAGCCGCAGCCACCCUACACUGUGGCCACGGCGGCCGAGUCUCUGCGGCCCUCAUUCCUGGGCUCCACCUUCAACCUGCGCAUGAGCGACGACCCUGAGCAGAGCCUGCAGGUGGAGGCGUCCCCCGGAUCUGGUCGGCCCGCGCCCGCCGCGCAGACCCCGUUGCUCGGCCGCUUCCUGGGCGUAGGGGCGCCCUCCCCGGCCAUCAGCCUCCGGAACUUCGGCCGCGUGCGAGGCACCCCCCGCCCCCCGCAUCUGCUGCGCUUCCGGGCGGAGGAGGGCGGCGACCCCGAGGCCGCAGCCCGCAUCGAGGAGGAAUCGGCGGAGUCCGGGGACGAGGCCCUGGAGCCCUGAGGUCUCGCCUGCCCCCGCCCGGUUUCCCCCACCCACUGCCCUCCUUCCCUCCCGUGCCCGGUCCUGCCAGCCAGCGCUAUUAGAGCAGCUUUUCCUGUGUGCCUUGAAGGCCAGAGCAUUUAGGGACAGAACUUGAAAGAGAAGAUGGCGAAAAGGGCCUGAGCCAGGGCUGGGAAAUGUGUCCACUUUGGUGGGAGAGAAGGUCGGUUGCUUGGGGGACGUGAAGCUAGAAAAAUAAAUGAGCCCAGGCAUAGAGGACUAGAGCCCAGGUGCACGGUUAGCUUCACAGCAACAGGGAGCUAGGCCAUUGGUUCUCAAACUUAAGGAAGGAUCAGCAUCACGGAAGGUCUUGUCAAAAGAGUGCUGGGCACCACUCCCAGCAUUUCUGGCACAUUAGAUUUGGGAUGGCGCCCAAUAACUUGCAUUUCUAACAAGUUCCCAGGUGAUGCUGUGCUGCUUGUCCAGGAAACACAAUUUGAGAGUCCUGUGAAACGUGCUUGAAGGGGUAUACCUUACCCUGGUAACCUUACUCAAAAGAGGGGUCAGUGUGUGCUGGGGGACUUUUGCCUUGUCUGUAAUGUUAAAGUUUUUGUUUACAUUGAGAAUAUAUUCAAGUUUUUGUUUAA
Pan troglodytes (chimpanzee) is the source of this 2513-nucleotide messenger RNA. RefSeq names its product bestrophin 4 (gene BEST4). Gene Ontology annotation, molecular function: chloride channel activity. NCBI's taxonomy places the organism in Eukaryota, Metazoa, Chordata, Mammalia, Primates, Hominidae. The record is from RefSeq and is a predicted model, not a curated record. Bases 466 to 1887 code for a protein of 473 amino acids. The transcript is spliced from 9 exons.